Messenger RNA from Laetiporus sulphureus 93-53, 1239 nucleotides. RefSeq lists its product as uncharacterized. Gene Ontology annotation, molecular function: protein binding. The transcript has 2 exons. The record is from RefSeq and is a predicted model, not a curated record. Bases 1 to 1239 code for a protein of 412 amino acids. NCBI's taxonomy places the organism in Eukaryota, Fungi, Basidiomycota, Agaricomycetes, Polyporales, Laetiporaceae.
AUGCCUUCACUGCCUUUCGAAAUACAGGAGUUCGUGUUGGACAACCUGUCUGAGGAUUCAGCUGCAUUGAUAGCCUGCAGCCUGACGUGCCGAGCCUGGGUGUCUAUCACCCGUGCACACCUGUUCAAAUCCGUGGAGCUCAAAGGAGACGACGACUGCGUCCGUCUCUCCAGAGCACUGAAUGCGUCUUCCGGGACGUCAACCGAGGUCGCAGAUUGUGUGAAACGGCUCGUCAUUAAUCCGGGUCCACCGGUUCGGAAUGCAUCGUCUCGCACAGGGUGGACAAUAGAUUGGUUCCCCGUGUUACUUCCCCGCCUGCGGAAGCUAGAAGAAUUUCGAUUGACAAAAACAGUUUGGGACGAGAUCCGCGAGUCGGGCUGCGUGCAAUGCAUCACAGCAUCCUUUCCCUCUUUGAGAGUCCUGGCUGUCGAAAUUAUGGUGUUCUCCUCGCUGGCAGAUUUGACAAGCAUCAUCACUUCGUACCCUCUACUCUCUACCCUUGAACUGUCCCACAUCGCAUGGUUUAACCGUGAGACGUUGCCAAACGACGUUGUGACCAGGAUAGCGGAAGCAAAAGAACCCAUCGUCUUGCAUGAACUGUCCGUACAUUGUGUGGUCGAAUUUUCCAAGCUGCUGGCGCUGUUGCACCUUCACUUCCAACUCCAAUUACGAAAAUUAUAUUGGGAUAUCUCCCUAAGUUCCGUACCGGCAGAGCCCGCUGCUCUCGUCCCGCUGAUACAUGGCGCAGAAGCGUUCCUCGAGGAUUUAUCACUUAACAUAUGGGGCGAUGAUGUACUUGCUGAUGUGGAUCUCUCCCGUCACAUCCACCUUCGGUCUAUCAGCAUCCUGGUUCAGAAGGCCCCUCAUUGGCGGAAUGCAACGUAUACCAUGCUGCCCAUCUUACUGGAGCAUAUCACAUCUCCCAGCAUGCAGAAGAUCAAUUUAAGCUUCAGUUUCUUCCGCUCCGUCGACUUCGAAGCCGACAUAGGUUUCCUGGAUUGGAAGCUCCUCGAUCGAGUCCUAGCAUCUCUGGGCCGUAAUCGUCCUUCCAUGGUUAUCGUCUUUUGCUUUCGUUAUCACGUCGGCAACGAUGGAUGGAUGCCUGACGUGGUCAGUUUGCUCAAGCCUCGUUUGGCCGAAGUGUUGUCUCUCAGGCACAGUGUGAGAGCCGUAUGCGGAGGAUACAACCCCAGGCACAAGAGCAAAAGCUAUCCAGAUCGGCAUUAUACCAUUCUUUAG